Paramecium tetraurelia is the source of this 1722-nucleotide messenger RNA. RefSeq lists its product as uncharacterized. The record is from RefSeq and is a predicted model, not a curated record. NCBI's taxonomy places the organism in Eukaryota, Ciliophora, Oligohymenophorea, Peniculida, Parameciidae. Gene Ontology annotation, cellular component: nucleus; cytoplasm. Gene Ontology annotation, molecular function: ATP binding; calcium ion binding; calmodulin binding. The transcript has 6 exons. Gene Ontology annotation, biological process: protein autophosphorylation; peptidyl-serine phosphorylation; intracellular signal transduction.
AUGGGAGCUUAAUGUUGCACUUUACCAACAAAAUUAACUACUCAUGAAAUAGACCUCGAUAGUCAAAAGUUAAGAGGGAGUUCGCACACUCAAACGAAAAGGUGUGUUAUAAAUAAAGAUUAAAAAAGUGAUGAGGAAAUAAUUAUUAAUCAAAAAGAGAAUUAUGAGGAUUUUUAAAUUCUUGGUUCUGCGUCUUUAGAUUUAAGACAGAAUUAUGAUUAAAAUGGUUGUUCGAAUAAAUUGUUUCAUAAAGAAGGAAGUUAAAUUGAAUCAAGUAUUUUAGAUUUUAUCGAAAUAGCAAUCCCAAGAAGUAAGUUUCAAAGGAAAAUAACAAAUUCUUCAGUUGGUUCUGUAAAAUUGGGAGCAGAAGUGUUCAUCAAUCUCAAGGCAGGUAGCAUUCAUAAAUAUUAUGAAACUGGAGAAAUCUUAGGGUAAGGAGCAUAUGGAAAGGUUUGGAAAGUGACGCAUAAAAACACUGGCAUGAUAAGAGCGAUGAAGGAAUUGAAAAAGAAAUCAAUAAUAGUGGAAGAGCAACAAAGACUAUUUGCAGAAAUGAAUAUACUAAAGAAUUUGGAUCAUCCCCAUAUAGUUAAACUAUAUGAAUUAUAUUAAGAUUAGAAUAACUAUUAUCUAAUAACUGAAUAUUUAUAAGGAGGCGAAUUGUUUGAUAGAAUAAAAGAAUUCAAUUAUUUUAGUGAAAGAAAGGCAGCUGAAUUGAUGAGGCAAAUCUUAUCGGCAGUUGUCUAUUGUCAUCAGAGGAGCAUUGUUCACAGAGAUCUUAAACCAGAAAAUGUGUUAUUUGUAAAUGAUACUUAAUUAUCUCCCAUCAAAAUUAUAGAUUUUGGAACUUCGAGGAAAUACGAACAAAAUCAAAAAAUGACCAAAAAAUUAGGGACAGCUUAUUAUAUAGCUCCUGAAGUAUUAAAACAAGAAUAUAAUGAAAAAUGUGAUGUUUGGUCUUGUGGAGUUAUCUUAUACAUACUUUUAUGCGGAUAUCCUCCAUUUACAGGUAAAAAUGAGGAUGAAAUAAUGCAGAAAGUAUGUGAAGGAGAACUAAUUUUUGAGUAAGAGGAUUGGGAAAUGAUAUCCCAGGAGGUUAAGGAUCUAUUAAAAAAUAUGUUAUAAGUUGACCCAAAUAAAAGAUUUUCAGCAUUGGAAGCAUUAUCAGAUCCAUGGAUUAAAAAGAAUUAAUAAAGUACUAAAGUGAAUAAAUCAGCAUUGCAAAAUUUGUAAAAGUUCUAAGCAUAAUCAGUUUUUACUUAAGCUGUUCUUUCAUAUAUAGCUUGUCAAAUGACAUCUUAAUAAGAAUAGGACGAAUUAGCCAAAUCUUUCUAAUUCUUAGAUAAAAAUGGUGAUGGAAUUUUAUCAAGAGAAGAACUAAUAGAAGGUUAUAUUUCUGUUUGUAAAAAUAAACAGUAAGCUAUUUAAGAAGUUGAUAAAAUUUUAUCUAUUGUUGAUAUAAAUCAGAGCGGAUAAGUAGAUUUUUCUGAAUUUUUGAUGGCAGCUAUGAAUUAAGAAAAACUGGUUUCUGUAGAUAAGGUUAGAGCUGCCUUCAAAAUUUUUGAUGCAAAUGAGGAUGGGAAAAUAUCAAAAAAGGAACUUGAAUUAAUGAUUGGAACAAUAGAGGAUGAUAUCUGGUAAUAAAUUCUUAUAGAAUGCGGAGCUCAAGGAGAAAUUACAGAAAAAUAAUUUAUAAACAUUCUUUUGUAUUAAAAACACUGA